AUGCUUGAAAUGCAGAAGGAGACUCUUAAUUUACAACAGCAAGCACUCGACAGACUUGCCACCCUUCAGCAGAAAGCUGAAGCUAUCCUUAUCCAGUCCUUUGAGCUACACGAGUACCCAAUCCCUCGGCUGUUUAUCAUUUUGCCUAUCGAUCGUACCAAGUGGGACCCAAUGAAUAUCUUGAGAAAUAAGGUCCGACUUCAUUUCUUAUGCGAACACGGCAUCCACGCCGUAAACGCAGUUAAGAGCUGUCACGCCCAGAUCCAUCUUGCCAGACAUGAGGGAUAUGAGAUCCGGGAGAGCACGGAGUUUUUCCAAAAGUAUGGAAAAUACAUGACCAUCCUUUUACAGUGCCUCAGUAUAGGAAUGCCCUUGGCUGCCUCGCUUGGGUCAGUCCCGGAUCUCAAAGCCGGUAUCGAUCAUUCACUCAACUAUAUGAAAGCGCUAUCUGUUGAGUACCCGGCCUUGAACAGCAUCAACACAAUCGAGGACUAUGAGGCACUUGAAGGAGCAGAUCUCCGAGGACUGAGCAAAUUCCUUCAAAUCAACGAUGAAGAUGGGAAGCUUGGCAACUUGUACAGGACUACGACCGAAAGGGGGCAUGUCAAAUGGGUUUGUGUCGACCACUACCGCUUAACGUAUAAAGAGAAAGAACAAAAAGCAUUUGAAGGUGCUGUGGAGAUGAACGGUGGCAAGUAUGACUCACAGCUUGGUAAAGUGACCAUUGAGUUGAGAUCCAGAACCAGAGCUACAGAAUUCUUUGAUGCUUUGACCAAAGCAAAACAUAUUUACGAGUUGGACACCACACUCAACUGGGAUUGGACCAAGACUGACCUUGAAGCAAUUGAGAGUGCACUAAGAGUGUCGAGUGUAUCGAUUCUUCGGCUUGACCUUGGUAGUCCUCAAGAAGGUAUUGCCAGGAAACUGCUUUCAACAACUGCGAGAUAUGAAAGACUUGUUCGUAUUAUAGAGCUCAACACUAUGAAAGUGGUCCGUAUUGCAUUGCCUUCAGACCUCAUCAAGCUUUCCAGCCUACCAACUAAAAAGUCGCGACAUCAUCAUGAGUUAACCUUUGAGAUGAAGGCUCGAAAUAUCGGAGCAAGUGACUUUCAAGUGCUUGUAAAUUCACUUGGGACCAACAUGACUUUGACCAGCUUGGAUUUGAAGAACAACUCCAUUGAAGAUAAAGGGGCUCUAGCACUCUCAGAGGCACUCAAGGUUAAUAGGCAUUUGGCUACUUUAGACUUGAGAGACAAUCCGAUUGAGAAGGAAGGAGUCCUGGCGCUUUUAGGCGCGCUCAGAACAAGUCCUACAUUGACUACCUUGGGCCUGCAGAGCACUUUAGUUGAGGAAGAACUGUCGGAGGUACUCAAAGGCAACGCGACAUCCGCCACUCUGAAAUUGGGUUACAGUUCGAUUCGGAAUGAAAUAAUUCUGGUACUAGCAGAGGCACUCAAGACAAAUAUGACCUUGGCCAAUCUGGACUUGGAGAGCAACUCAAUUGGGAAUGAAGGAGCUCUGGCACUGUCAGAGGCACUCAAGACAAACACGACCUUGGCCAAUCUGGACUUGGGAUACAACUCAAUUGGGAAUGAAGGAGCUCUGGCACUUUCAGAGGCACUCAAGACAAACACGGCCUUGACCAAUUUGAUCUUGAGACACAACUCAAUUGGGAAAGAAGGAGCUCUGGCACUUUCAGAGGCACUCAAGACAAACACGGCCUUGACCAAUUUGAUCUUGAGAUACAACUCAAUUGGGAAUGAAGGAGCUCUGGCACUGUCAGAGGCACUCAAGACAAACACGGCCUUGACUAAUUUGAACUUAUGGAACAACUCAAUUGGGGAUGAAGGAGCUCUGGCACUGUCAGAGGCACUCAAGACAAAUAUGACCUUGGCCAAUCUGGACUUGGGAUACAACUCAAUUGGGAAUGAAGGAGCUCUGGCGCUUUCAGAGGCACUCAAGACAAACACGGCCUUGACUAAUUUGAUCUUGAAUAGCAACUCAAUUGGGAAGGAAGGAGCUCUGGCACUUUCCGAGGCACUCAAGACAAACACGACCUUGACUAAUUUGAACUUGAAUGACAACUCAAUUGAGAAUGAAGGAGCUCUGGCACUUUCAGAGACGCUCAAGACAAACACGGCCUUGACCAAUUUGAACUUGGGAUACAACUUAAUUCGGAAUGAAGGAACUCUGGCACUUUCCGAGGCACUCAAGACAAACACGGCCUUGACUAAUUUGAACUUAUGGAACAACUCAAUUGGGGAUGAAGGAGCUCUGGCACUGUCAGAGGCACUCAAGACAAAUAUGACCUUGGCCAAUCUGGACUUGGGAUACAACUCAAUUGGGAAUGAAGGAGCUCUGGCGCUUUCAGAGGCACUCAAGACAAACACGACCUUGAUCACUUUGGACUUGAGGCACAAUGAGAGCAUAGGCACAGUAGAUAGACGCCUGGGCCCUUUGUUUCCCAUGAGACAAUCGGUCCAAGGAAGAGACAAGAGAUAG
Messenger RNA from Lobosporangium transversale, 2502 nucleotides. RefSeq lists its product as hypothetical. Bases 1 to 2502 code for a protein of 833 amino acids. Gene Ontology annotation, molecular function: GTPase activator activity; small GTPase binding. Gene Ontology annotation, biological process: activation of GTPase activity; nucleocytoplasmic transport. Gene Ontology annotation, cellular component: perinuclear region of cytoplasm; cytosol; nucleus. The record is from RefSeq and is a predicted model, not a curated record. The transcript has a single exon. Lineage: Eukaryota; Fungi; Mortierellomycota; Mortierellomycetes; Mortierellales; Mortierellaceae.